CGCCGGAGGGCCGUCACACGCGUCAGGUGUCGUGGACAACGACCCUUGGACGCACUCCACACGUCCUGUAAUAUGCUCAGGUCCUUCUUUGCUCGAUGCUUCUGCAUGCGCAGGAUAUUGGACCCGACCCUUGGAGCGCAUCUCUGGCGCUGGCGCGCGUGACGAGGCGCAGCUGAUGGGCGGUUGCGGUUUCUCGGGACCACGCGGCGGCAGCACGCAGGGCUUUCUCACGCCCUCUCGUCCCGCCGGCCCCUUGACGCACCCUCGUCCAUCGCAUGGAUGCUGCGAGGCGACGAUGAGCAGCAUCGCAGAAGUGUGCAGCACCGCAUCGACGCUAUGGCCGCAGGGUGCGGCGGCUCGGCGCUGCACGCUGAUGCUCUGCUGCUGCGGCGGCUGCGUGCCGCCCAGGCACCGCGUCGACGGCUCCCUCGCGCACCCUCGCCGCGCCGCAAGGGGUGCCAGACUAACGGCUCGCCAGGCGCGCCCGGCGGUUUCGCUGCUCCGCCUGCUCCGCCGCCGGGUCGUCAUGCCUGAGGAAGCUCCUGUUUGCCGCUGCGGAGUGUGGAAGUGCGGAUCAGCAUCCAAGGACGCAGGAUACUUGCCGGAAUGCAGCGCCAGUGCAGGCGGCAGGCCGAUGCUUGGCCGUGCGCGAGAGGCGGCUGGCAGCGUGAGAACAGGGGGCGGGGUGCGCCAUCGGGCACGGCGCGACUCGCCCGAGGUGCUGCGCCGACGCCGACGCCGACGCCCACGCCCACGAGAGGGAGCUUCUGCCGCUGGCCGAGCUCGCUGGCCGGCGGCCGUGCCUUGCUCUGGCUGUGCUUUCGCCGGCGGUGCACGCGUCAGCGAGCGCGGCACCGCCGACCGCCAUCGCCGCACCGCUGUGCGACGCUGCUAAGGGCCGGACUGGAUCUGGCGCUUACGCAAGGCAUUCGUUGUCGAUCGUCGCUCGGCGAGAAGGGUGUGUGCCUGAAGCACAUGGGCGACGCGGCU
Tilletiopsis washingtonensis is the source of this 990-nucleotide messenger RNA. RefSeq lists its product as hypothetical. The record is from RefSeq and is a predicted model, not a curated record. The transcript has a single exon. The coding region runs from base 176 to 895 and encodes 239 amino acids. NCBI's taxonomy places the organism in Eukaryota, Fungi, Basidiomycota, Exobasidiomycetes, Entylomatales.